Molecule: messenger RNA, 12750 nt
Organism: Leopardus geoffroyi (Geoffroy's cat)
Lineage: Eukaryota; Metazoa; Chordata; Mammalia; Carnivora; Felidae
Gene: SLCO1C1
Product: solute carrier organic anion transporter family member 1C1
Exons: 16
Coding region: 6870-9008 (712 amino acids)
Biological process (GO): transmembrane transport; sodium-independent organic anion transport; bile acid and bile salt transport
Cellular component (GO): membrane
Molecular function (GO): protein binding; bile acid transmembrane transporter activity
Source: RefSeq, a predicted model, not a curated record
AAUGUGAUUUUUAUCCACAGUUUUCAAGGAAUUAAUUCUUUAAGCUACACAUACAGAUUUCCCUCAUUCCCUGUUAGGCAAAAUCCCUGCUCCUAAACUUGGUAUAUUUGUAGCUUUCUUCACUUUGGCCCCAAACUAUCCCUCACCAAAGGAACUAACCAUCUAUCAUUUGUAUUUCUGUGUCUUAGGCAAGUUAUUAUCAGUGGAGUAUUUACACACACUGUAUACAUAUAUUUUCUUUCUUUUGUAUACACACACAUACUUCCAAUCACAGACAGCACAAAAGGGCAGAAGAUUGACAGUAUCUUCUUGAGUUGUAAACUUUAUCCCUCUCCCAAGGCUUUCCUUUUACAGUGAUGUCCUCAGUGGAAAGGAAGCAAUAGCUGGAAAUUCCAGUCCCAACCUUCAUCUCCUUCCUGCAACUAGGUGCUAUCAAAACCGUUCGUAGGUAAGCAAAUGUUCAUUUACAUGGUUGGGUAAGAGAAGUGAUGAUAGGUAUCUUCUAAUGGCUCCUGAGAUUCAGCCCAGGGCAAAGGGAUGACCAUAGCCACUGCCUUGGAGAUCAAUUUAGUGUGUCCUGGGUCAGCUCUACAGAUCACCCCUAUGCCUGCUGAGCCACGUGAGGUGGAGCUCGGGAUAUGGGUACACCCCAACCAAUGAAAAGAAAAAUGAAAUAAAAUCAGUUCUUAAAUAAUUAGAAACUCUUCUGCUUAUUAGGAUCGAUUUAAGCUUAUUUAAUCCUGAAGCUACUUCAGGUCCUGAUCAUUCUUUCUGACAUCAUUGCUGGCUUUAUAAAGGAGCCCAAGGUCCACUUCUGGUGAAAUUUGUCAGAUUUGAAGAAUUAUCAGGCUGCCCAUGCUGGCUGAGAUCUUUUGGGCUAUUGGGGCCAGUUAGAGCUGGAUGGGCAUAGGGAGAGCAUAUUGGUUCAUACUUUGUGCUUACUCUACUGUCAAUUUGACUGCCUUUUCCCUGUAAGAUGCCAAAGGUGAAUUCAGAGAAGUCCCGGUCUUCAGAGAGUGCAAAGUAGUUAACGAUUAUGUAAUCAUUUUCUAUUUGUGCUAUAAUCAAUUGCCACAAACUUGGUGACUUCAAACCAACAAUCAAUUACCACAACAAUGGUGACUUAUUGGGUCAGAGCUUGGCCAGUCAGAAGUCUAGAGGGACUUGGCAGGACUCUCUUUCUGGUCUCUCACAAGACUGAAAUCAAGUGUUUGCCAAAGUGUUUGCCAGCCUGGACUCCUCUCUGAAGUCUCUAGAAUCCACUUCUAAACUCAUUUAGGUGGUUGGCAGAAUGCAGUUCCUUGUAGUAUAGGACUGAGAUCCCCCAUUCCUUGCCAGCUGAUGUCUGAGAGCCUUUCUCAGGGUCUUCAGGCAACUUCUUUCCUGUAGGCAUUGCUUCUCUCACCGCUCGUCAUCUUCAAACUGGUGAUGUCACCUGAUUCCUUCUUACACUUUGAGACUUUCUGACUUCUGCUGCAUCCUUCUGUCUCCAGCUAGGAAAGUUCUCUCCUUUUAAGGGCUCAUGUUAUGAUAUUGGGCCCAGAUAAUCCAAGGUGAUCUCCCUACUUUAAGAUCUUUAAUUACAUUUGAAAAAUCUCUUGCCAUGUAACUUAGCAUAUUUAUAAUUUUCUGGGGAUGAUGGGAUGGACUUCUUUGGGGGCUAUAAUUAUGUCUACAAAUCAUAAAUAGGAUGAGGAACACAGUGAAAAAAAAAAGAAGGCAUAUGAGCCACAUGGUUGUUCCACAUGAUGGAAGCUCAUGCCCACAGUGAAACUGCGGGGAAGGUACAGAGAUUUCCCAUAUACCCCUGCCCCCUGUACACUCAGCCUUCCCCAUUACCAAUCUCACUAUCAGAGUGGCACAGUUGUUACCAUUAAUGAACUUACCAUUUAUGGACCAUUUAUGAACACAUCAUAAAUCACCCAAAGUCCAUUAUUUACCUUAGGAUUUGCUCUUGGUGUUGUACAUUAUAAGGGCUUGGACAAAUGUAUAAUUACAUGUAUCUGUCCUUAUGGUAUCAUAAAGAGUAUUUUCACUGCCUUAAAAAUCCUCUGUGUUCUGCCUGUUCAUCACCGCCCACCCCCCCCACCCCCGCCAGCCCUAACCUCUGCCCAUCACUGGUCUUUCACUAUCUUCAUAGUUUUAUCUUUUCCAGAAUGUCAUAUAGUUGGAAUCAUACAGUAUGUAGCCUUUUCAGGUUGGUUUCUCUCACUUAGAAAUAAACAUUUAAAGUUCCUCCAUGUCUUUUAAUGGCUGGAUAGCUCAUUUCUUUUUAGUACUGAAUUCUAUUCCACUGUCUGGAUGGACCACAGUUUAUUUAUUUACUUACCUGCUGAAGGACAAAAUGAUUACUUGCAAGUUUUAGCCUUUAUGAAUAAAGCUGUUAAAAACAUCUGUGUUGCAGGUUUUUGAGUGGAUGUAAGUUUUCAACUCUUUGAGUAAAUACCAAGAAGUGUGGUUGCUGGAUCUUAUGGGAAGAAUAUGUUUAGUUUUGUAAGAUUCCACUAAACUGUUUUCCAAAGUGUGUGUACCAUUUUAUAUUCCCACCAGCAAUGAGUGAGAGUUCCUGUUGCUUUAAGUCCUUACCAGCAUUUGGUGUUGUCAGUGUUCUGGAAUCUGGCCAUUCUAAUAGGCGUGUAUUGGUGUCCUAUUGUCACUUUAACUUGCAUUUCCCUGAUGACUAAUGAUGUGGAACAUCUUUUCAUAUACUAAUUUACCAUCACUAUAUCCUCUUUGAUGAGGUGUCUUUUAAGGUCUAUGGUCCAUUUAUUAAUUGGACCCAUUUCCUUUCUUUCUUGCACUUUUGGUUGGGGAAAAAAAAAUAGUUGUUUGUCUUAAUGAGAGUCUCCAUUUUGGGUUUUGCUGAUUGCACCUUUAUAGUUUCAUUUAGCAUGUUCUUCUCUUCCUUGCAUUUCUUCUUCUUUUUUUCCCCACACAUUUAUUGAUUUUUGAGAGAGCGCAAGCAGGAGAGGGAUAGAGAGAGUGCGGGACAGAAGAUCUGAAGUGGGCUCUGUGCUGACAGCAGAAAGCUGGAUGCAUGGCCCAAACUCAUGAACCAUGAGAUCAUGACUUGAGCCAAAGUCGGAGGCUUAACCAACUGAGCCAUCCAGACACUCACUCCUCUCUUCCCUGCAUUUCUUUUUUUUUUUUUUUUUUUAUUUAUUUUUUUUUUUUUAAAUUUUUUUUUUUCAAUGUUUAUUUAUUUUUGGGACAGAGAGAGACAGAGCAUGAACGGGGGAGGGUCAGAAAGAGAGGGAGACACAGAAUCGGAAACAGGCUCCAGGCUCUGAGCCAUCAGCCCAGAGCCCGACGUGGGGCUCGAACUCACGGACCGCGAGAUCGUGACCUGGCUGAAGUCGGACGCUUAACCGACUGCGCCACCCAGGCGCCCCUCUUCCCUGCAUUUCUUAAGAACUGAUAUUUAGAUCUAAACUGAGGUUUGGUAAGAUUUUUUUUGAACUAAGGAAGAAUGCUAUUUCAGAGGUGAUAUUUCAAGUUUCUAGCGUCCAUUGAGAUAUUUAAAAUAGCUCCUUCUUUUUUGUAUUGUUACUGAUCGUUGGUGACCAUUACCUAGAUGCAUUAAUUCAUUAGGGGUUUGAAAAUUAUGGUAUUCUAAUUCUUUCAUCCUUUUUUUGUUCAUUAUUUGGAAUACUUCUAUACAGAAAAAAAAAAAAUGUCUUCACAUUUUAAUGAUUCUAAUGACUAGGAAAGACAGGAUAAAUGUAAUUUUUCUCCUAAGUACCAGUUUUAAAUGUAUUGAAGUGGUUCCUUAGAAGCAUCCAGAGUUUAACAUGUUCUUUUUUUGGAGUGCUAUGAAUUCAUGAAUUUAAACAUUCUAUAUAUUUCAACCAUUACAGUUACUUUUCUUAACGAUGAAAAUUUCCUACAGUUGGUUAGUGGGAGCUUGUUCAAAUUCACCCAUGAGUUACUGGGGCACAAUCUAGUCUUCAAGGCCUCCCUGCUUUUUUGUAUGACAAAUAUACUGGGCUCAUCUUAUAUUCUCAGACCUGGUAGUAAUCACAUAUUGAGAAGCCGUAAUUCCUCUUUUAUAGCAUUUAUAGACCCAAUUCAGUGCUGGUUGCACUUAUUGCUACUGGUUGAUCAUUGGUUUUAGACCUUUUCAGUGCAGAGAGCUAAGAUAUAUGUCACUCAGACUGAAAACUCCUGGUUCAAAUAUAGGACUACCAUGUUUUUCUUAACCUGGUUCAUCUUAAAUUAUAAAUGACAUUUUAAGCCAUGAGCCUGGAUGAGGUGAUUUGGGAGUAUAUGUAGAUAGGGCAAAGAAGAUAUUCUAAGGACUGAACUGUGGAGUGCUGUGGCAAUGAAUACUAACAGGAAAUGACCACUUAGCCAGGAGGAAAACAAAGAGAGUGUGGGGUUAUAAAAACCGGGUGAAGAGAAUGGAUUAAAGAGAGGGACACAAUCAAUGGUAUGCAAUUCUGCUAAUAGCUCAAUGAAGAUGAAGCCCAGAAACUGCUGAAUUUAUUAAUGUGAAGGCCUUUGAUGUUAUUUAUGAAAGUAGUUGUGGUAGAGUUGUGGAGGCAAAAAAAUAAAAAAUAAAAGAGCUGGUGGGACAAGAAUUGGAGAAGAGGAAUUUUAGGUAAGGAGUACAGAUGAAAGCUAGGUCUUAGAAACAUGGACCAUACAACCAUAGGAAUAGAAGAGGAGACAAAUCAGAUGAAUACAAAUGCAGAUGGAGAGUAAAUGUGGUGGGGAAAGAGUACAAUAUUUCUCUCCUGAUUUCAUCAGUGAGUUCCCUAAGCAAGGUCAUCAGCUGAUAAUGAAAGUUGGGAAAGAAAUGGUGAGGGUUUGAGAGAAGUCAUUUGGAAGAAAGGGAAAGAGAUUAAGUUAUUAAAAGUUAUGCUUAACAAUGCCUCUAAGACUCAGGUCAGUGGUCAUAAAUUUAAGAUAAGCCCUUAUAUCAUAUUAAUGAGUCUUUAUUAAACUAUUUAAAACAGUGUGGGUGUAAAUACAGAGUAGAGAGAAAUUUGAAUUUAACCCAACUGUGGUUUGUCAAGGAAGAACAAAUUGACCAAUGGACAAAGGAAGUGAUGCGCUGUGCAAGUGAGUGAUUAAAACAGUUAUGUGAAACAACUCAGGUAAGGAGGGAAAUGACAAUAUGAAUGAUAUGGGUUAAGUUGUGUCCUCCCCCCUAAAAACAUAUGUUGAAAUCCUAAUGCCCUGUAUCAGUGAAUGUGACCUUAUUUGGAAAUAGGGUCUUUGCAGAUGUGAUCAAGUUAAGAUGAGGUCACUGGAAUGGGUCCUCAUUCACUAUGACUGUCCUUUUCAGAAUAGGAGAAGACAGAGACACAUGACACAUGACAAUGGUCAUGAGACAAUAGAGGCAGAGAUUAAAGUAAUGAAUGUACGAUUCCAACAAUUGUCAGCAAACAUUGACGGUAGAAGAGAAGGAAGAAUCCCUUCUUUAGGUUUCAGAGGCUCUGCUGACACCUUAGUUUUGGACUUUUAGCUUCCAAAACUGAGAUAAUAAAGUUCUGCAGUUUUAAGCUCCCCAGUUUGUGGGGGCUUUGUUAAUGCAGCCCUAGAAAACUCAUUCAUUUAUGGUUAAUUUCACACACAGCAGCAGAGGUGAGUGGUUAUGGUAAAGUUUAUAUGGCCUGCAAAACCUAAAGCCCUUACUAUUUGACCCUUUGCCGGAAAAGUUUGCUGAUCUAAAAUACGGAAGUAGGAUAUAGUCCAAUGAAAGACUACAUGUGAGAAGUGCUGAAUAUUGUGUAAAGUAAGUAGUAUGUACAUUCAAAACCGUAACUUUAACUGUGGACUGAAGAGGUCAGAAGAGGAAUCCUGUUAAAAAGUGAACUUGAGUAAGCUGAGGAUAGACCAAAUUACACUCUCGGGAAAAUUCCAUUUGUUGGUGAGGAAACGUAGGCUCUUUGCACUUUGGGAUAGUAAAUACUGCUUCCCUUUGAAUGCACUAAUGGCCACACUGUUAAACCCAUUGAAAAUACAAGACCUAUUGCAAUGCUUGCUCGCUAGCAAAAGCUAGUUUGAUUGCUAAAAUAAAAUACUUGGUCUUUCAGAAUCUGAAUGUACCAUUGCCUCAUUGUAAGAUUUAUCACUUUAUUUGUAUCCUUUUUUUUUUUUUCAUUUGUAGUGAAAUGUGCUUAUAACCUUUGAUUUUUGGUUAAUGAUCCUUACCAUUGUGUGAACUGAAAUUGUAUAUGUAAUGAUGAUACUUUCCAGUCAUUUGUAACAUUUUGUUAUUUGGAAUAUACUUCUGAAUAGCUCAUAUAAUUUAAUCUUCAAGAGAGCCCCAUGAAUCUAUUUUAUUUUGAAUAAAAAUUCUGCUUCACAGAGGAAGAAGCUGAAAUUCAGUAAAGUUUAGUGACCAGGUCAGAGUCACAGCCAUUUAAGAAUAUGAUGGAUCUUGGAUGAUACUGGUAGCAAAUUCAUUUAUUACCAUAACCAAAUGCAAGCUAAUAUGGCUCAGAAUCCUCCUAAAAUGGUACUCUUGGAAAAAGAAUUUAUUGUAAUUUUAGAAUUUUUCAGUGCAAGGAGUUCUCUCUCCUUAGAAUUUAGAUAGCAUAAACAAGUGGAUGCUGAAAAAUCCAAUGUUGUUUUGUUUUUUUUCUUUUUCUAUUGGAUCCUCAUAAAUUGUGGAUGUGAGCAACUGAUCCUGUGUCUGAGAACUCUUUCUAGAAAGAACUCUGCAGAGCCUUGAUCCUGACCUGGCUCUCCCCACCUGGCAGAACUGCUCAGAGCUGCUGUAGAAUUCACCCCAGUUUCCUCUUUCAGUCUGUGGAGUGGGGUCCAGCCUCUUGCUGAGCAAGUUGAGAGGAAUUGGCUGUCUUUGAUCUCCACCUCCAGAAGCAACCUUGACAGGAUCAGAGCCAAGGAAUAUUUUCAUAAUGGACACUUCAUCCAAAGAAAAUAUCCAGUUAUUCUGCAAAAGUUCAAUGCAACCUGCCGGGCGACCUUCCUUAACAACAGAAUAUUCUUCCUCAAAGGAGAAACAACAGUGCUGUGGUGAACUGAAGGUAUUUUUGGGUGCCUUGUCUUUUGUUUACUUUGCCAAAGCAUUGGCAGAAGGCUAUCUGAAGAGCACCAUCACUCAGAUAGAGAGAAGGUUUGAUAUCCCCUCUUCACUGGUGGGAGUUAUUGAUGGUAGUUUUGAAAUUGGGAAUCUCUUAGUUAUAACAUUUGUUAGCUACUUUGGAGCCAAACUUCACAGGCCAAAAAUAAUUGGAACAGGGUGCCUAAUCAUGGGAGUUGGAACACUGCUCAUUGCAAUGCCUCAGUUCUUCAUGCAGCAGUACAGAUAUGAAAAGUAUUCUCCUUUCUCUAAUUCCACUCUGAACAUCUCUCCAUGUCUCCUGGAGUCAGACAAUCAAUUACCUAUCUCAAUUAUAGAAAAAUCACAAUCCAAAAGAAGUGAUGAAUGUGAAAUUGAUGCCAGCUCUUCCAUGUGGGUUUAUGUUUUCCUGGGGAACCUUCUUCGUGGAAUUGGGGAAACUCCUAUUCAGCCUCUAGGCAUUGCCUACCUUGAUGAUUUUGCCAGUGAAGACAAUUCUGCUUUCUAUAUUGGGUGUGUGCAGACGGUUGCAAUUAUAGGACCAAUCUUUGGCUUCCUGCUAGGCUCAUUAUGUGCCAAACUGUAUGUUGACAUUGGCUUCGUAAACCUAGAUCACAUAACCAUUACUCCCAAGGAUCCUCAGUGGGUAGGUGCCUGGUGGCUGGGUUAUCUAAUAGCAGGAAUUGUAAGUCUUCUUGCAGCUGUGCCUUUCUGGUGUUUACCAAAGAGUCUACCUAGACCCCGAAGUAGAGAGGAUUCCAAUUCUUCCUCUGAGAAAUCCAAGUUUAUUAUGGGUGAUCGCACAGACUACCAAACACCCCAUGGAGAAAAGUCAAAAAUAAUGGAAAUGGCAAGAGAUUUUCUUCCAUCACUAAAGAAUAUUUUUGGAAAUCCACUGUACUUGUUAUAUUUGUGUGCAAGCACUGUUCAGUUCAACUCUUUAUUUGGAAUGGUAACCUAUAAACCCAAAUACAUUGAGCAACAGUAUGGGCAGUCAGCCUCCAAGGCCAACUUCGUUAUUGGGCUCAUCAAUAUACCUGCAGUGGCCCUUGGAAUAUUCUCUGGGGGAAUAGUUAUGAAAAAAUUCAGAAUCAGUCUGUAUGGAGCUGCAAAACUCUACUUGGGAUCAUCUGUUCUUGGGUACCUCCUAUUCCUUUCCCUGUUUGCACUGGGCUGUGAAAAUUCUGAUGUGGCAGGACUAACUAUUUCCUACCAAGGAACCAAACCUGUCUCUUAUCAUGAACGAGCUCUCUUUUCAGAUUGCAACUCAAGAUGCAAAUGUUCAGAGACAAAAUGGGAACCUGUGUGUGGCGACAAUGGAAUCACAUAUGCAUCGGCAUGUCUCGCUGGCUGUCAGACCUCCACCAGGAAUGGGCAAACCAUGAUGUUUUAUAACUGCACCUGUGUGGGAAUUGCAGCCUCAAAGUCAGGAAAUUCCUCAGGCAUGAUGGGCAGAUGUCAAAAAGAUAAUGGAUGUCCCAAAAUGUUUCUGUAUUUCCUUGUAAUUUCAGUCAUCACAUCCUAUACUUUAUCCCUAGGUGGCAUACCUGGAUACAUAUUGCUUCUAAGGUGCAUUAAGCCACAACUUAAGUCUUUUGCCCUGGGAAUCUACACCUUGGCAAUAAGAGUUCUUGCAGGAAUCCCAGCUCCCGUGUAUUUUGGAAUUUUGAUUGACACUUCAUGCCUCAAAUGGGGAUUUAAAAGAUGUGGAAGGAGAGGAUCCUGCAGAUUAUAUGAUUCAAAUGCUUUCAGACACAUAUAUCUGGGACUAACUGUGAUGCUGGGCACAGUGUCUAUUUUCCUAAGUAUUGCAGUACUUUUCACUUUAAAGAAAAAUUGUGUUUCAAAACAUAGAAGCUUCAGAACCAAGAGAGAAGGAACAAUGGUGUCUACAACAAUCAGGAAGGAAAACUGUACUACAGGUGAUCAUUUGCUACAACCCAACUACUGGCCAGGCAAGGAAACACAGCUUUAGAAAGAUUACAACUUGAAGCCAUGUUUUCUAAUUUCUGGAAAUUCUGCAAAUAGAUUUCAAUCUGAAGGGUUUUAAAGUGUAAUUUUUUUUCUCCUUUUAAAAUAUGUCUUGGAUUUUGACCCUAGGUAUUAGAUGACGUAUCUGAUAACAAAUAUAAUUUAACAUAUACAGACAAUGUAGAUAAUAAAGUUCAUCUAAACCUUUUAAUUCAUUAUAUUAUUUAUAUAAAUUCCUUAUAUUAUUUACUCGUCCUGCUAAAUUUUGCCUUGUGCCCAUUGAUAUAGUAGCCGUAUUCCUAGUAGAACAAGUGUCCUAAUAGUCUAAUGGCUGUGUGUAAUUUCUAAACUGAGAUACUUGUCAAGGGGGAGAGAAUACUGUUAAAAAAUUAAAUUAUAUCUUGGCCUCCUUUAAAUAUGACCUUAAUGCAGAUGUUAGGAUAGAGUCAGAACAUGUAGAGAAAGAUAUUUUUAAGCUCUUCCUUUUUUUUUUUUUUUUUGGAAUACAGUAAUUGAUACAGAAAUGUAUAGUGGCAAAUAAUCUUGGGGGAUUAGAAUUUUGGAUUAUUACCUAUUCUACCAUUCAUUAUAUGUGCAUUGUGUGUGAUGUUUAAAGUGACCAUGGUGGUAAAGUAAUAAAAUUAAUAUUAACAUGCUUUAUUGUCCUUCUAUAAAUUUAGUGGAUUAAAAAAUAUCGGUAAUACAAUACUGUCCCAAUUUGAAUGUAAGCUGUUCCACACGUAUGCACGUGACGUGAUCCUAAAACAUAUUUGAAAGUUGAAUUUCUGAAAGUACAGUAGCCAUAGGUGUUAUAACAGGAAUGCAGACUGAGGGGUUGAGUGAUGGUGUGGUUCUUGGGUGCUCUAACUGGCACUCAUCACAGGGCCUAAUAGUUUCUGGGCAGGCUGCUGACACUGCUGCGGCCUGCCAGAUAGCUCUCUGUUUCUGGACAAAUGAAUAAGUCAGGGCAGCCCUUUCCUCUUUGCGGGCUUCCUGGUGCUCCUCUGAGAAGAUAUAGUAGGCUCAGCGGUCCACCAUCUUUAAUCAUCAGCUCUAUUAUGCACUAUAUUUUUCUAUCUCCACCACAGCUGCAUAAGAGGGGCUUGGGCCUCACAAGAAAAGCAAAAUUAAGGUAGAGACUGCCCCAGCGGAAUCUCGAAAUUGUACUGCAAUUAUUAGCAGCCUAUACAAGAAACAGAAUGUGCAAUCAGGAAACUCCCAAAAAUAAGUUUUUUGAGAAGUUUCUUGGAGCCUAUGUCCAACAAGAAGGUCUAGCUCAAAAAUGUAAUAGUCUUCAACAAUGGAAGGAUAAUAUAGUACAAACAAAAUAGUUUGCUGUCUUUUCAUUUUUCCAUUACAUACCAAUCCUGUAAGUAUGAAUAGAAAAAAAAAAAAGAUGGAAAGUUUAGGAUGGAGAGAAGAGAAAAUUUCUUUUAAGUGUAUAUUAAUUUUGUCAUUUUAUUUGAAUUAGUGAUGCAAAAUUUUCUCAUAUUUUACUAUUUUUGAAAAUGAAAAUAGAUGUUUUUUUUGUUUCAAGCAUGCCUACAUCAGACCUGCUACUGAUGUGCUAAUGUGAGAGCAGGAAUUCUUUUUUGUCAUCUCAGUAUCAAUCUUACCCACAAUAAAUAUUUACCAAGUUGGUGAGGGAGGAUACUUGUCAAGAAUUUGCUCUGUAGAGAUAUAAUUAAAGUUCAAGCUCUUCAUCCUGUCUCCCACAUCCUCUUUAUUUUUUAAACGUUUGUAGCAAUAUCAUGAAAAAUAAAUUUUUUGCAAGUAAAUCUGUAAACAGAAUCUUAUCCAAUUUACUCUUGAGCAACGUGAAAAAUGAAUAUUGGCAUGAAAGUUGAUUGAAUGAUCUUUUUUUGUUAAUGUACUGUCAGUGAAAAGGAACCAUAUUUUUAUGCAUAGCCAUUAAUUCAACAAGUGGAAUUCUGUAUAUGAAACUCAAAAAUAUGGCAUAUGAUUUAGUAUGAUUUAGUGGGAAUUGAAUUUGCAAAGAGAAACCCUGAUUAUUUUAGAUGAGUAAAUUCAUCUGACAGAAAUAAGCAGGCUUUUUAUGCCUCAAAAAGCACAUGAUUAAUUUUUUUUUUCUAACAAACCAAACUUCAUUUCAGAGGUCAAAUAAAUUCCCUCAGUCCUAGGGCCAGACAUUUGGAAGUCAAGCCUUGACUGACAUGUGGGAAUCUCACAGUUGCUCCAUAUUCAAUGGGUCACUUUAUUCUCUUAUUUUCCAGCCUUCAGAAGUGGCCAGCACCUCAAAUGAACAUCUGAUUCUCUAUAAUUUUCAGACAGGUCAAUCUCCAGUUAUGCCAUUUUAUAAAUGGAGUGACUUAAAUUGGAUUAAAUGACUUACCCAAGGUGGAGGGGGACAAAUUAAUCCCGGGUUCCUCCAAUACAUAUGAUGCCUCUAAAGCAGGUAAUAAAAAUGUUCUGAAAUUCUUAAAAACUAGAAGAAUUUUUGUGACAAUUAGCAUUUAAGAAAUCUCCACUUACAUAUUACAUAUUUAUAUGCUCAUACCUAAAGGGAGAUUGAAAAAAUACAUUGACUAUAGCAUAUAAUCAAGAAUAAUUUUAAAAACAACUAUUAAGUUACUUUAUAACUAUUAAGUAUAAUAAUAUUAAGCACUCUCCAUAUGUGUGCUGAGUGCUUUAGACACAUUAUCUCAAUUUCAAUUAUCAAAAUAACAUUAUGUGGUAGUUAUAAUUACUGAUAUUUUUAGAGGAAAAAACUGAGGUUUAGUGAGUUUUAGUGACUUAUUUAAAAUCAUCAAGUCCUAGUAGUUGGUUGAGCCAAGAUUGAAAUUGAGUUUUAGCAGUUUUGAACAGUCACAUUAUGCCUGUAUUAAUCUAUAUCCUAAAUUGUCAUCUUCCACUAACUCUGCUAAAAAUAAAAUUUGUACAUCUACACAUUUACAUUAGAAAAAUUUUAACAUACCAAAACAGGCACAUCAUUUAAAAAAAAUCAAAUAAUACAGAAGGAUUUAAAAUGAAAAGUAACAGUCCUCCACCCCAACUUCACUUUUGUUCCUCAAAGGCAAUUACUUCUAAUUAGUUUGGGUUGUUAGUUUUUCAAAAUAGUCACUUCCACAUCUUUAAAUAAUAUGUUUGUACCACUUUCUUGACUUACCAACUUUGGGCAAUGUCUAUUGACUGUCUGAUAGAUUAGGUGUUAUGUCUCUCAUUCCUUGUAAUUAAUACCAGUGAGGUCACUAUUCUGUGUUCCUUGAAUGUCACAUCAAUACCUCCAUUUCUUGUUCAAUAAACAUAAAUCAUAUCAUGUUUCCCCACUUUGUGCAAUGAAGACCUUGGAGCUUCCUCCCUUCCCUCGAUGUCUCCAAACUCUCUUUAUCUCCUUUCUGUUCCCUGUAUUUUUAUUUUUAACUUGAAAACAUGUUUAAUCAGCUCUGUAACCAUUCCAUCAGGAAAAGCCUGAAUGGUUAUGAUUAAGCUCAAUGCCAUCUACUGUUGAAGACACAAAAUCUCACAAUUAGGAAAAAAGAGAGAAAAAGAAUAACAUAUUUAUUGAGGACCAACUAUGAUCAAGCAUUAGAGGUACAUUAACAUAUUUAAGUGUUAAUAAUGACGAUGUAAAAAAAUGUUAUAUAUUUGAAAAAUUUUAGAAUUUGCCGUUAAUGAUAAUUCUCACACAAGUGCAGAACCUUUAAGAUGUGAUGAUGUACAUUGCUGAUCUCUGCAAGAGGAUGUGUAACUCAAACUCAUUUGGCAUUAAAUCCACUUUUUGUUAA